AUGCCUUCCCUCGAGAAUGCACUGCCGCAGCCCAAGAUCGAGCUCUACAGUGGAAAAUACUUUGCAGCUUGUGGUCUUGGUGGUAUAAUUGCCUGCGGCCCAACCCACACAGCCGUAACUCCUCUCGACCUCGUAAAAUGCCGACGCCAGGUCGACUCCAAACUCUACACGUCCAAUUUAUCCGCCUGGUCCAAAAUCUACCGCGCCGAAGGGCUUCGUGGAGUCUUCUUCGGUUGGUCACCCACAUUCGUUGGAUAUUGUUUCCAAGGAGGUGGAAAAUACGGAUUCUACGAAGUAUUCAAAUAUGUAUACGGAGAGAAAUUAUUUCCAAACGCGAAUAAAACGGCCAUCUUCUUAGGUGCUAGUGCUAGUGCCGAGUUUUUGGCUGAUAUGGCUCUUUGUCCUUUUGAGGCUAUCAAAGUGAGGAUGCAGACCACUUUACCGCCUUUUGCGAGUAGUCUGAGGGAAGGCAUGGGAAAGGUUAUUAAAGAAGAGGGAUAUGGAGGCCUCUACAAAGGUCUCUACCCUCUCUGGGGCCGUCAAAUCCCCUACACCAUGGUAAAGUUUGCCACCUUUGAAACCACCGUCAACAAAAUCUACUCCUACCUCUCUAAACCCAAAGACUCCUACUCCUCACUGCAACAAACCGGAGUUUCUUUCCUCGGAGGUUAUAUCGCCGGUAUUGGCUGCGCCGUGAUUUCUCACCCGGCAGAUGUGAUGGUAUCAAAACUUAACAGUGAUAGAAAAGCAGGAGAAGGAGCUGGAAAAGCCAUGACGAGAAUUUAUGGAAAUAUUGGGUUUCAGGGACUCUGGAAUGGUUUGCCGGUUAGGAUUGUGAUGAUUGGUACUUUGACGGCGUUUCAGUGGUUGAUUUAUGAUAGUUUCAAGGUGGCGUUGGGGUUGCCUACUACAGGGGGUCAUUAG
Sclerotinia sclerotiorum 1980 UF-70 is the source of this 924-nucleotide messenger RNA. RefSeq lists its product as hypothetical. NCBI's taxonomy places the organism in Eukaryota, Fungi, Ascomycota, Leotiomycetes, Helotiales, Sclerotiniaceae. Gene Ontology annotation, molecular function: phosphate transmembrane transporter activity. The transcript is spliced from 3 exons. The record is from RefSeq and is a predicted model, not a curated record. Gene Ontology annotation, cellular component: mitochondrial inner membrane. Gene Ontology annotation, biological process: mitochondrial phosphate ion transmembrane transport. The coding region runs from base 1 to 924 and encodes 307 amino acids.